This is a messenger RNA of Dichotomopilus funicola, 1113 nucleotides long. RefSeq lists its product as uncharacterized. Bases 1 to 1113 code for a protein of 370 amino acids. The record is from RefSeq and is a predicted model, not a curated record. The transcript is spliced from 3 exons. Gene Ontology annotation, molecular function: oxidoreductase activity, acting on the CH-OH group of donors, NAD or NADP as acceptor. NCBI's taxonomy places the organism in Eukaryota, Fungi, Ascomycota, Sordariomycetes, Sordariales, Chaetomiaceae.
AUGACCCCCGUACAACGCGUCCUCAUCACGGGCAUCAACGGCUACAUCGGCGUGCACACGGCCCGGGCCUUCCUCUCCGGUGGGUGGCAUGUCCGCGGCACAGUUCGGCCGUCUGCCGACCGAGAUGCUGUUCUCCGGGCGCUUGAUCUUUACCGACAGAUAAAGCAACCGAGCAGCGAGGCGGCCGAGGCCCGCGAAUUGGAAAUCUAUGAAGUCCCUGACAUCGCGGCGGAUGGGGCCUUUGACGAUGCCAUCCGGGACGUCCACGCCGUCAUCCACUGCGCCAGCCCAGUCUCCACAACCGCCACCGAGCCCGAGCCGAUGAUGCGUGCUGCCGUGCGCGGUACCACUUCGCUUCUAGCGUCUGCACGUACCGAGGCUCGGAGGAGGGGCAAAUCCAAAUCCAACCCCUUUCGCACCGUCGUAUUCCUCUCCAGUUUUAGCGCUAUCGUUUCCCCCUCCCGACCAGCGGGGCAUGUCUUCACCGAAGCGGACUGGAACGAUGACGCCGAGGAAGAGGUGCGCAGGCUGGGGAAGAAUGCGUCGGGGUAUGUGGUGUACCAGGCGAGUAAAGCUGCGGCGGAACGGGCGUUUUGGAGGGUGGGUGAGGAAGUGGAGAUGGAGGCUGAGAGUGAGGGAAAGGGGGGGUUCGAUAUGGUUGCUUUGUGUCCGGCACUCGUCCUCGGCCCGCCCCUAUUCCUCCCCAACCCCAUCGACAAACUCAGCAUCCGCGCCCUCGACAUCUACAAUCUCUACCACGGCGGCCCCAUCCCGGCUUUUUCUCCCAACCGGAGCGCCUUUGUCGACGUGCGGGAUCUCGCGCGGCUGACAUUCAAGGCCGUGGAGAAGAGUGCCACCAGUGUUAAAAGAGACGCACGGGAGCGGUACAUGGUUGUGGGCGAGUCCGGGGUGUCGCCGCAGCGGAUGGUCGAUGUGUUACGGAGAGAGUUCCCGCACAGGCGGGAUGUGAUUGUGGAAGGGAACCCGGGGGAGACGUAUCCGGAGAUGACGUGGCGGUUUGAUGCUGGGAAGGCGGGGGCACUGAUGGGGGAGCCGUGGGUGGGGUUUGAUCGGAGUGUUGUCGAGACGGCUGAGGUGUUUGCGAGUGUGUAA